This is a messenger RNA of Bemisia tabaci, 1060 nucleotides long. The record is from RefSeq and is a predicted model, not a curated record. Lineage: Eukaryota; Metazoa; Arthropoda; Insecta; Hemiptera; Aleyrodidae.
AUGGGGUUCAAGUGCAGUCUCCGAAGCAGAACCAGGGACGAUCUCGGAGUCGGACACGGGAGCGCUACGAUCCCGUCGAAACGGGAACUCGGAGUCGGAGUUCGGAAGUGUGAGAGCGGUGUCGCAGCUGCCGCCCUCGGUGGUGGAAGCGCCGCCGGCUCCGAUUCUGCCGUCAGACGACGUAAUCCUUUACGGGAUGCGGCUGGAGAGUGCUGAGUCGCCGGCCGAGUACGACGAAGCCGGUGUCCCCGAGCUCCUGGCAGGCACUAAGGCCACGUUUCGCCUCUUUGGCUCUGGCUGGACCAACCAGACCGUCUUUGCCCUCACCGCCAGCAGCGGCCACCGUAACGGCUACUGCGAACAUCCUAAGGACGAAGUCGCAAAGGUGCAACUGGAGGACUCAGAGACCUCAGUGCUCAUCACUAUCAAAGUGCCCGAAGACGCAGGUCUGACGCUGUAUUUCUGUUCAAAAGACCUCUCGGUGCACAACAGAACGAUGAACUCUGUGUGGAAGCACCUCGGCUCGGAGAAGUUCAUCGCGCUGCGCACCUAUCAGAAGUUGAUCCCCCUCUGGCUAGCCAUUAUCAUCAUCCUGGUGUGCCUUUCCUUCUCGUGCCUCUUCUCGGGGCUCAACCUGGGUCUGAUGUCCCUGAACCGGACGGACCUAAAAAUAAUCUGCAACACAGGCACGGACGCCGAGCGCCGCUACGCCCGCGCUAUCUACCCGGUCCGGGAACACGGCAACUUCUUGCUCUGUUCCAUCCUCCUGGGCAACGUCAUGGUCAACUCCACGUUCACCAUCCUUAUGGACGAUCUCACGUCAGGGCUCGUCGCUGUCAUUACAUCAACGCUGGCUAUCGUCAUCUUUGGCGAGAUUUCGCCGCAGGCCGUCUGUUCGCGACACGGGCUGGCCAUCGGGGCCAAGACCAUCUGCAUCACGAAGGUGGUCAUGGUACUCACGUUCCCGCUGUCCUUCCCUAUCAGCAAGAUCCUCGACUGGUGCUUGGGCGAGGAGAUCGGAAAUGUCUACACCAGAGAACGUCUGAAGGAGCUUGUCAAG